AUGGCCGAGGUCGGGAACAGCAGCAGCGCGCCGGAGAUGAUACUCGUCGUCUUCCUGCUCUGGCUGUACUACCAGUACGCAAAAAACAAGGAGGCCGCGCCGAAGAAGGCGGAAUCGGGGGUGCAGACCUGCUCGACGCAGGGCACCUCCGUCAGCCGUAUCGUUUCGGAAAUAAACCGGAAAACCGCGAGAUCGGGCGCGUCGAUUGAGACGGCGCUCAGCCCGUUGCACCACGACUUGACGCCGACGAGUAGCCAAGUGAAAACCGGACGCGCCGAGUCGGUGGAGGACACGCGCAAAAAGUUCGAGCAACAACCCCCGGCCGCCGCCACCGAGCAGCAGCAGCAAAAGUCGGCCUAUUCGGUAUCCUCGGAGUCGUUCCCCGUCAAGCUCGGCACGCCCUACCAGGCGCCCAGCGGAACGAAUUCCGGAUACGCACGACUGCCCGGGGCUGAGCGAACACCUAGCCCAAACCCGCGAGCCAUCAAGCCCGCCUCGCACACGUCCCAUGAAGCCUACAAA
This is a messenger RNA of Mesorhabditis spiculigera, 522 nucleotides long. The record is from the annotation of a GenBank genome assembly. Lineage: Eukaryota; Metazoa; Nematoda; Chromadorea; Rhabditida; Rhabditidae.